Messenger RNA from Mya arenaria, 2128 nucleotides. Its product is annotated as cell division control protein 45 homolog. The record is from RefSeq and is a predicted model, not a curated record. NCBI's taxonomy places the organism in Eukaryota, Metazoa, Mollusca, Bivalvia, Myida, Myidae. The transcript has 17 exons. Gene Ontology annotation, cellular component: DNA replication preinitiation complex. Gene Ontology annotation, biological process: DNA replication initiation; mitotic DNA replication preinitiation complex assembly; double-strand break repair via break-induced replication. Gene Ontology annotation, molecular function: chromatin binding; single-stranded DNA binding; DNA replication origin binding. The coding region runs from base 85 to 1779 and encodes 564 amino acids.
CCGGGAAUCACGGCGCGCCAUAAACAAAACAAGAAAAUUAGUCAAGAUUGAUUUAUGCCCGUUUAGGACUCAUAUAAUGAAAACAUGAUCAUCAAAGAUUUUAGGAAGGAAUUUUACGAUGUUAUUCAACAUCAGAGGGUGCUUGUCCUGGUUGCAUUUGAUGGUGAUGCAAUAUGUGCUUGCAAAAUCUUACAGAGCUUGUUCCAGUGUGACCAAAUCCUCUACACCAUUGUGCCUGUAGCGGGAAAGGAAGACCUGGAGAGAUCAUACUUGGAAAAUUCAGAAGGGAUUCGUCAUGUUGUGAUGAUCAACUGUGGAUCAAACAUUGACAUCAUAGAAACAUUACAACCAGAGGAAUACAUCAAAUUUUACAUCUGUGAUAGCCAUAGGCCUGUGGAUGUGCACAAUUUAUACAAUGCAGUCCAAGUGAAACUGCUAAUGAGGUCGUCCGAGCUGUCAGUCCCGGAAUAUGAUGAAGUUUUUAGGGAUGAUGACAAUUCUGAUGAGGAAGAUUCAGGCAAUGACAGUGACACAUCAGAGUCGGCGACAAGAAAACGGAAGCGGUUUGAUGAUGCAGCUAUUGAGAGGCGGAUGGAGCGACGAAAAUGGGAGGAAAACCGAGUGAAAGUUUUAUUCGACUAUAUGCAGUUUUCAACAUAUGGAACUUCAUCAGCAUUGCUGAUGUUUGAGCUAGCGUGGAAGAUGUCCAAGGACUCAAAUGAUCUUCUAUGGCUGGCCAUUAUAGGGGUCACUGACCAGUAUGUUCACUACAAAACUGGCAGGGAGAAAUACAUUGAGGACGUGAUGGCGCUACAGUCCCACGUCUCACGUCUUAACCACAAAGAUGAUGAGGAGAUAAUUUCGAUCAAUUGCCUGAAGAUCCAGUACGACGAUGAACUUCACUUAUCCCUGUACCGACACUGGUCCCUGUUUGAGAGCCUUUGCCACUCCAUCAACAUGGCGUGCAAGUUCAAGGUGUGGACACUCAAGGGACAGAAACGCCUCAAUGAGUUCCUAGCUGAGAUGGGUCUUCCACUUACACAGUGUAAACAGAAGUUUGCCUCUAUGGAUUCCAGCCUAAAAACAAACAUCAGGACCAUGAUCCAGGAAAAUAUGAACAAAUAUGGGUUGGUUGAUGAAGAUGUGAUAUUACCGUCGUUCUUUGCCCAGUACGGCUUCAAGAACAAACUGUGUGCCACAGAUGUUACAUAUGUUACGGCAGCUAUACUAGAAAACUAUGAAAAGGGAGCAUCAUCAACAGAUUGCUUUUUGAAAGCAAUGGAUGUUUUAUCUAGAUCAAACACUUCUGCAAUGGAGAAGGGUAUAGAUCUUGCACGUCGUCAGUUACAGGCUGUUAUUGCCCAAGUACAGACAUUCUUGGACAUGCACCAAGUCAUCUCUGCUGGGCCUUUCCUCUAUGCCUUUAUGCAGGAGGGUGCCACGGAUGUGAAAAUAUUUGCCCACCCUCAGUGCGUCAUGAGACUGGCACGCUUCACCCUCGAGGCUCACUGCUCUGUGAGUCGUAACAAAAAGUGUCGUAAUCUUCCACUGGUUCUUGGCGUGCCCCAGGAUUCGGAGCAUGGAACAGUGCUCGUGAUUGGCAUUCCCCCACUCUCCAUGGAUGAUGAAAGAAAGAACUUUUUUGGGAAGGCAUUUGAGCAGGCAGCAACCAGCACUAAUUGCCGGACCAUACACAACUACUUUGACACCUUCAUGAUGGAGCUGAAGAGUGAUGAUCGCAGCAAGUUCUUUGAUUCUCUCAUCAGUCUUCUUAAUUAGUGGAGAACCUAAGCUAACAGAUGAACUGGGCAUUAAGUAAACAAGAUCCAUAUGGGUGACUGCGUGUUGACGUGGAUAAGGAAAACUAUACAUGAGAUAGAGAACGGCUCAGCUUGAAUACCACAUCCUGUUUGUAAUUGUGCAAUGCUUUUCAAUGGCGGUGACAGCUGGAAUAUAAUAAACAUUGGAUGAUUAAUUGCUAUGAUUUCUAUUCUUUGAAAAAAAUAGUUAAUCAUAUAUUCAUUGAAAAAAAUAGUUAAUCAUAUAUUCAUUUCAUGUAUAUACUCCUUAAUUGAAAAAAUGUAUCGUAAGAUGCCUUAUUUAUUGUAAAUGAAAUUCAUCAGUAAUA